Messenger RNA from Apaloderma vittatum (bar-tailed trogon), 579 nucleotides. It is a transcript of the gene GP1BB, whose product is annotated as glycoprotein Ib (platelet), beta polypeptide. The coding region runs from base 1 to 579 and encodes 192 amino acids. The record is from RefSeq and is a predicted model, not a curated record. Lineage: Eukaryota; Metazoa; Chordata; Aves; Trogoniformes; Trogonidae. The transcript has a single exon.
AUGAACAGUGGAAUUCUCUUUUUGUCUCUCCUUGGCUUCCUCCCACUUGUGAUACCAACAUGCCCUGUGCCGUGCAAGUGUGCCACCAACAUUAUUGACUGCACGUCAAAAGGCCUAACUGUGGCAAAACUGCCAGUUGCUUUCCGCCCUUCAGCUGAAAUUAUCCACCUUGGUUACAACAAGCUCACCUUUAUUCCUAGUGGGCUCUUUGACAACCUAAAGAACCUCCAGGUAGUCUACUUGCAAGGCAACCCUUGGGAAUGCAACUGUGACAUCCUCUACUUGCGCUCCUGGCUCCAGUGGCAGCAGAAUCGGACCUUAUACAGGGAUGUGAGAUGUACCUCCCCAGCUCACCUGCAGGAUCGGGUCAUUGCCUAUCUGACAGAAGAUGAGAUCAUCUCCACAUGCCAGUACUGGUACUGCAACCUGGCUCUCCUCUCUCAGCUCUGUCUCUUCAUCCUCCUUUUCCUCCAGGGUAUCUUGGUUGUCUUCAUCAUUGUCUACCUGCAGAAAUUUCGGAGAAUGACCGCUGAAGCCCGGAGCACCACACAAGAUCUGCACCAGCAUGUAGACACCUAA